ACUCAGCAGAAUGGAGACAAGCCUUAAUGAGUAAUCUGUUGACUCCACUAAUGGAAAAGUUUAAAAUUCUGUUAGAAAAGUUGAUGCUGGCACAAGAUGAAGAAAGGCAAGCCUCUCUAGCAGACUGUCUCAACCAUGCUGUUGGAUUUGCAAGUCGAACCAGUAACGCUUUCAGCAACAAGCAGACUGUGAAACAAUGUGGCCAUUCCGAAGUUUAUCUGAACUGUUUACAGACAUUCUUGCCGGACCUCGGUUGUCCCUUACACAAGGGUAUUCUCAGAAGUGGAGUACGUACUUUCCUUUAUCGAAUGAUUGUUUGCCCGGAGGAAGAAGUUCUUCCUUUCAUCCCAUCUGCUUCAGAACAUAUGCUCAAAGAUUGUGAAGCAGAAGACCUCCAGGAGUUCAUUCCUCUUAUCAACCAGAUUACGGACAAAUUCAAGACACAGGUAUCCCCGUUUUUACGACAGAUGUUCAUGCCCCUGCUUCAUGCAGUUUUUGAAGUGCUGCUCCGGCCAGCGGAAGAAAAUGACCAGUCUGCUGCUUUAGAGAAGCAGAUGUUGCGAAGGAGUUACUUUGCUUUCCUGUGAACAGUCCCAGGCAGUGGGAUGCGCGAAGUUAUAGCAAAUCAAGGUGCAGAGAAUGUAGAAAAGUGCUGGUUACUGUUAUCCAAGGAGCAGUUGAAUAUCCAGAUCCAACUGCACAGAAAACAUGUUUUAUUGUCCUCUCAAAGUUGGAAGAACUCUGGGGAGGUAAAGAUGGACCAGUGGGAUUUGCUGAUUUUGUUUAUAAGCACAUUGUCCCUGCAUGUGUCCUAGCACCUUUAAAACAAACCUUUGACCUGGCAGAUGCACCAACAGUAUUGGCUUUAUCUGAGUGUGCAGUGACACUGAAAACAAUUCAUCUCAAACGAGGCCCAGAAUGUGUUCAGUAUCUUCAACAAGAAUACCUGCCCUCCUUGCAAGCGGUUCCAGAAAUAAUUCAGGAGUUUUGUCAAGCACUUCAGCAGUCUGAUGCUAAAGUUUUUAAAAAUUAC
Chlorocebus sabaeus (green monkey) is the source of this 1033-nucleotide messenger RNA. NCBI's taxonomy places the organism in Eukaryota, Metazoa, Chordata, Mammalia, Primates, Cercopithecidae. The record is from RefSeq and is a predicted model, not a curated record.